ACGCUGCACCUCCGAGCCUUUGCAGUGCAAUGUCCCGCCUGCUGCAUGCAGAAGAUUGGCCUGAGGUGAAGGAGUUGGGGGACCACCAUCGCCAUCCCCAGCCUCACCACCUCGCACAACCGCCGCCACAGCCACCUGCCACCCUGCAGACCAGAGAGCAUCCAGUCUACCCGGCUGAGCUGUCCCUCCUGGACAGCACCGACCCACGCGCCUGGCUGGCUCCCACUUUGCAGGGCAUCUGCACGGCACGCGCCGCCCAGUACUUGCUGCACUCUCCCGAGCUGGGUGCCUCCGUGGCCGCGGCGCCUCAGGACGAGGCAGACAGCCGGGGGGAGUCGGUAAGGAGGAGCAGCAGCGGCGGCGGUGGCCUCAAUAAGAGCCCGGGCCCGGUGAAAGUGCGGGAACAGUUGUGCAAGCUGAAAGGCGGGGUGGUGGUGGACGAACUGGGCUGCAGCCGCCAGCGAGCCCCUUCCAGCAAACAGGUGAAUGGAGUGCAGAAGCAAAGACGGCUGGCGGCCAACGCCAGGGAGCGGCGCAGGAUGCACGGGCUGAACCACGCCUUCGACCAGCUGCGCAACGUUAUCCCGUCGUUCAACAACGACAAGAAGCUGUCCAAAUACGAGACCCUGCAGAUGGCCCAGAUCUACAUCAACGCUUUGUCCGAUCUGCUACAAACGCCCAGUGGCGGAGAGCAGCCUCCGCCGCCGCCAGCCUCCUGCAAAAGUGACCACCACCACCUUCGCGCUGCCGCCUCCUAUGAAGGGGGUGCGGGCACCGCGGCCGCAGCUGGGGCUCCGCAGACCUCCGGAGGGGGGCAGCGACCCACCCCGCCCGGGAGUUGCCGGACUCGCUUCUCCAGCCCGGUCUCCGCGGGAGGUUACUCGGUGCAGCUGGACGCUUUGCACUUCUCAACUUUCGAGGACAGCGCCCUAACAGCGAUGAUGGCGCAAAAGAACUUGUCGCCUUCACUGCCCGGGGGCAUCCUACAGCCAGUGCAGGAUGAGAGUAGCAAAACUUCGCCCAGGUCCCACAGAAGCGACGGAGAAUUUUCCCCCCAUUCCCACUACAGUGACUCGGAUGAGGCAAGUUAGGAAGGUGACAAACCCUGGAAACUGAGACAGAAACAAAACUGCCCCUUCCCAGUGCGCAAGAUGCCCCGCGGU
Molecule: messenger RNA, 1163 nt
Organism: Castor canadensis (American beaver)
Lineage: Eukaryota; Metazoa; Chordata; Mammalia; Rodentia; Castoridae
Gene: Atoh1
Product: atonal bHLH transcription factor 1
Biological process (GO): sensory organ development; positive regulation of transcription by RNA polymerase II; axon development
Cellular component (GO): nucleus
Molecular function (GO): DNA-binding transcription factor activity, RNA polymerase II-specific; protein dimerization activity; E-box binding
Source: RefSeq, a predicted model, not a curated record